Molecule: messenger RNA, 403 nt
Organism: Cuculus canorus (common cuckoo)
Lineage: Eukaryota; Metazoa; Chordata; Aves; Cuculiformes; Cuculidae
Gene: SPINK2
Product: serine peptidase inhibitor Kazal type 2
Exons: 4
Coding region: 18-254 (78 amino acids)
Biological process (GO): spermatid development; negative regulation of serine-type endopeptidase activity
Molecular function (GO): serine-type endopeptidase inhibitor activity; protein binding
Source: RefSeq, a predicted model, not a curated record
GUUGCCCGUUCGCUGCCAUGGCGGCACCGGUGCUGCUGCUGCUGCCCGCUCUCCUCGCCGGGCUCCUCUGGUGCCCCAGAGCCGCUGCGAGCUACCCGCCUGCUUGCCACAAGUAUCGUAUGCCUGGAUGCCCAAGGAACUUCCUACCAGUUUGCGGGACUGACGGAGAGACCUACCCAAAUGAGUGCACGCUCUGCCUUUACAACAGUGAAAAUAACAAGCAUGUCCAGAUUUUCAAGGAGGGAGUAUGCUGAUUGCGGCAGAUGGCCACUUCUCAAGAAGAUCAGAGGGAUGCAGACAGUCCAAGUGGAAACAGUGCCUUAAAUGUACCUUCUGUGUAGCCUAUAUUAAUAAAUAAGCUUUCCUGUUUAAAAGAGCACUGUUACUGUAUUAAACAGUGUUA